UAUAAAUGAAAGCAUGUCUGGAAUUUCAUUCAUAACAUUGACAUCUCCUCUGAGAACAAACCUACCAUGCCUAGCUCAGUCACACAGUGCUUUCUCUUCUCUUGGGUGGUCCUCCUCUUCAGCCUCUGUCAGGGGGAGGGCCGACUCCGCCUGGGGCAGGAGGAGAACCAGAGGGCCUUGGUCUUGGAGUCAGUGAAGACAGGGAUCCUGAGCUCCAUGGGGAUGGAAAGGGAGGCUAGGCCCAAGGAAAUGGCCUCAGAAGAGGAGCUGAUGAGGAUGCAUAGGCUCUACAGGGAAAGACUGAGGCAGCUGAGAAGGAGCUCCAGUCAGGAGCUUCAUCCAGCCACAGUGGAGCCUCUCAAAGUGCUUUGGAGUGAUGAGGAACAUCCAUCAGAUAUGCUUUGGUACAGAGCUGUAUUCCACAAGAACCCAGCUGAAGCUCUACAGACAGCUGUUGGAUGGCUCUAAAGCUGCCGAGCCCACAAUUAGGGAUGAGGUUCAUGUGAAGAUCUAUGAGACGAAACCACUGAACUCUUCUCUAUUGAUUCACACAGAGACCCUUGUUCAGACGGUCGCUGCAAGAACUGGUGAUUUGACUUUGGACAUCAGAACUGUGGUUGGUAAGUGGAGUGGGAGGUCGGACGGCCACUCUCUGGUUGUGGAAGUAGAACUGGCCUUAGAAGAGGGAACUGAUCCCAAGAGGACUCCUCAGAUGGUCCUGGAGGUAGACCUUGUAGAACCUAGAUCAGUAGGCAGAAGAAGACGGACUCGCUCCAACAAAGAGGACAACUGUGACGAAGACGGUAGCUGCUGCCGAAAAUCCAUCAAUGUGUCCUUCAAGGAGAUUGGCUGGUCAGACUGGGUCGUGGCCCCCACUGGUUACAACAUGCAUUUCUGCGACGGCUCCUGUCCACACAACUACAAGCCAGCCAGCAUGCACGCGCAGGCAAAGUCUCGUCUUCACCACAUCAACAAGGGAGCAACACCUCACCCCUGUUGUGUGCCGGCAGCCUACGAGCCUGUGAUCCUCAUGCACUAUGACAGUUGGGGAAAGUUGAAGCUCACACCCUUCAAUGACUUGAUUGUCAGCAAAUGCCACUGUACUUGAGUCCUUCAGGGCAAGCCCAGGCAAGGACAAAAAAAAGAGUCAGAAUAAACCUUUUCCUUUAGUGCUACAUAUUGAAAUAGAAUGGAUAAUGUUUUCAAAGGACGUAAGAAAAGAACAUUUGUCAUGCUCAAUUAGUGACAUUACUAAUGUUCUUUUCAACAGCUAAGCAAACAAAAAUACCCAACAUUAUCCAUCACUUAUGGAUUUUGAGAGAAGUUACUGUGGAGCGAUGACUGAAAUUUACUAUUUUAUUUGGAAGAUAAACUUUGUUCAUCUCAUGUGGCCAUAAUAUCCUAUUCUUCCAAGACUAUGUAUAAAAUGAUAUUAUUUAUUGUAAUUUAUUUAACAGGGUCUAAAACGUAUUUGUAUUGUUUUGUAGUGUAGUUUUCAACGUUACACUAUUUAGAUUGAUCCUUACAUCACUGUACUGUAAAUAUGUAUUCAAUUUAAUGUAAUACUAUGUACAGUAUUAUUUCCAAACAUUUUGGAAGUUUGUCUGGAAAAAAACGUGUUUUUAAAAUGUCAGUUACUGUAGUGUGGAUAUUACACCUACUGUUUAUGUUGGAUUGUUGUGCCUGAAUGCGUAUGCACACAAACUUUACAACAAAUCUUUUUUACUCACAAAUUAUGUUUAACCCAUGUGUUUAAUUCCUUAGCAACAGUAAAAUAACUUGAAAUGAUUGUGCUUUACGGAAAACCAUCUAGAUAAUAUUUCAAAAUUUAGGGUGUGCCGUGAAAGACGUAAAAGAUAUGAUAGCCAAUAUCUUGCAUCUGUAGCUUUGAACCAUUUAUACAGUGGCUUUGACCAAAGACUGAAUGACCUGCGGGACAAAUUAACUAAGUAUUUGAUUUUGCAUGACAGCAAGAAUAGCACACAGAACACAUUAUGACAUGAAUUGUAAACUCAGCACCAUGAACAGAUAUCAUAUCUCUAAACAAUAAAUACAAUUUAUUUUAAUGUAAUAUAAUGUGAAAGGCAAUACUGUAUCUCGAUAACCACAAUGAAAUAUUAUAGAGAUAAGUUUGGAUAAAUAAAGAGAGAACAAAUAAUGCCAAAGAUAGUGUUUGAUAAUUAUAAGCAUCA
Molecule: messenger RNA, 2192 nt
Organism: Oncorhynchus keta (chum salmon)
Lineage: Eukaryota; Metazoa; Chordata; Actinopteri; Salmoniformes; Salmonidae
Product: growth/differentiation factor 15
Exons: 2
Coding region: 377-1108 (243 amino acids)
Biological process (GO): SMAD protein signal transduction
Cellular component (GO): extracellular region
Molecular function (GO): growth factor activity; cytokine activity
Source: RefSeq, a predicted model, not a curated record